Molecule: messenger RNA, 933 nt
Organism: Periophthalmus magnuspinnatus
Lineage: Eukaryota; Metazoa; Chordata; Actinopteri; Gobiiformes; Gobiidae
Exons: 2
Coding region: 49-900 (283 amino acids)
Source: RefSeq, a predicted model, not a curated record
GACCGAACACAUGUCAAUGUUCUACUAGAACUGAGUGAGGAAGAGUUCAUGAAAGACCUGCAUCCCCCCGAGUAUCAGUGUAACCAGGGCUGGGAGGAGGCUGUGUGUGGUUGGGCAAGAGUCGCUCCACUCGCCCUCCUUCUUCUGGCUGAGAAGACAGACUACAAAUCAAAGCACAAGGACGCAGAGAAUGAUUCUUUCACAUCUGUAGAAACAGAUAAUUUAGCUGAACAACCCAGUGAGACACAACGGAGGCCUCCAACUAGAGUAAGGACCAGGAUAUCAAGCCAGAACACUUGGUCAUGUACCAGGCAUAAUGCACCAAACCCAACAUCUGAAAGUCUAGAAAUACCUUUUGUAGAUGGUAUUUCCAAACAAAUGGCACAGCUCACCUUGGCAGAUCAGACAAGGGACAGCAGGACUCCUUUUCAACACCACCAAGUGAUGGCCGAUAGCAGAUCACCAAAGCCUCGGAAAAACAGCCUGAAGACAAACAAUGCAUUAGUUCCUAUCAAAAAUUUUACCUUUCUGCCACCCAUCAUUAUGCCACAAAAUCAACAAAACUUCAAAAAACACCAACAAGGUGAAUCAGGAUUGGAAAACUUUUUCCUUAUUGAUAAGAUAAGCAGGAUUCGAGGAUCAAAGGGUGACCUGUUUUAUACUACUGAAUUUCCCAAGGACGCCUACAAUGAGAACAUUUCAUCCAAGUACAGGACAUGCCAACAUAACCCCCACUAUUACUCUGCUGUGAGUGUGUCAGUCCCUAAGAGGUAUCAUAUGACUGUGUCCUCCAAACCUGAAACACUGCACCCAGCUGGGUACUCAGUGAGCAAGACUCUUCACUCCAGCACUGCAGCAAACAGGCAGGUCCCAAUGCAUCCCAGCUGCUUAUACUCUUAGACUUAUAUCUAAGACAGCAAUAAAUGGUUGAAA